Messenger RNA from Melospiza melodia melodia, 3463 nucleotides. It is a transcript of the gene SLC35D1, whose product is annotated as solute carrier family 35 member D1. The record is from RefSeq and is a predicted model, not a curated record. Lineage: Eukaryota; Metazoa; Chordata; Aves; Passeriformes; Passerellidae. Bases 16 to 990 code for a protein of 324 amino acids. Gene Ontology annotation, cellular component: Golgi apparatus. The transcript has 12 exons. Gene Ontology annotation, molecular function: UDP-N-acetylglucosamine transmembrane transporter activity; antiporter activity; UDP-N-acetylgalactosamine transmembrane transporter activity.
GAUGCGGAGCGGGGCAUGGCGGCCCCGCCGCUCUGCCUGCGCCUGCUGGCCGCCGCCUUCUACGGCCUCAGCUCCUUCCUCAUCGUCGUCGUCAACAAGAGCGUCCUCACCUCCUACGGGUUCCCGUCCUCGCUGUGCGUGGGGCUGGGGCCAGGUGAAUGGUGGCCACGGUGGCCCGUGCUCUGGGCCGGGAAGGCGCUGCGGGUGGUCAAGUUCCCUGACCUGGACAGACACAUCCCCCGGCGGACAUUUCCUCUACCUCUCCUGUACUUCGGGAACCAGAUCACAGGACUGUUCAGCACGCAGAAGCUGAACCUGCCCAUGUUCACGGUGCUGCGGAGGUUCUCCAUCCUGUUCACCAUGUUUGCCGAGGGAUUCCUGCUCAAGAAGAAGUUUUCCUGGAGCAUUCAGAUGACAGUGUUUGCCAUGAUCUUUGGUGCAUUUGUGGCUGCCAGUGCUGACUUGGCAUUCGACCUGGAGGGAUACAUUUUUAUCCUCAUCAACGACGCCUUAACAGCUGCAAACGGUGCCUACGUGAAACAGAAGCUGGAUUCCAAGGAGCUGGGCAAGUACGGCCUGCUCUACUACAAUGCACUCUUCAUGAUCCUGCCCACCCUGGCCAUUGCCUACAUCACUGGAGAUGCACAGAAGGCAGUGGAGUACCAGGGCUGGGCUGACACCUUCUUCCUCGUGCAGUUCACGCUCUCCUGUGUGAUGGGGUUUAUUCUGAUGUAUUCCACGGUUCUUUGCACUCAGUACAACUCUGCUCUUACAACUACAAUAGUUGGCUGCAUUAAGAAUAUUUUAAUAACCUAUAUUGGGAUGUUUUUUGGAGGAGAUUAUAUUUUUACAUGGAUGAACUUCAUUGGUCUAAAUAUCAGUAUUGCCGGGAGCCUGGUGUACUCGUACAUCACCUUCACGGAGGAGCAGCUGAGCAAGGAGCCGGAGGCCGGCGCCAAGCUGGACCUGCGGGGCAAGAGCUCGGUGUGAGCGGGGCCGAGCCCAGCGCUGCUCCUGCCGGCCUGAUGCGGGCAGGGGGCCCGGGGUGCUCGUGAUUAGCACGGCUGAGAUUGCUGCCUUCCUUCGCAAAUCCUCGGCGACGCCCGCCCGGCCUGCGCGGGCAACGAGGAGCCUAAUUGAGCCUGAUUAACGGGAGGAAUUAACGGGUUUCUAAUCAAGGCGGGGCUGGCAGUGGAGAUGGGCACGGGCAGGGCUGGCAGCUCUGCCCCGGGGUGUGCCAGGGUGUCCCUGGCUGGAUCUGCUCCCUGGGGUCCUGGAUCUGCUCGCUGGGAUCUGGAUCUGCUCCCUGGGGUCCUGGGUCUGCUCCCUGGGGUCCUGGAUCUGCUCCUUGGGGUCCUGGAUCUGCUCCCUGGGGUCCUGGGUCUGCUCUCUGGGGUCCUGGAUCUGCUCCCUGGGAUCUGGAUCUGCUUCCUGGGGUCCUGGGUCUGCUCCCUGGGGUCCUGGGUCUGCUCGCUGGGAUCUGGAUCUGCUCGCUGGGAUCUGGAUCUGCUCCUUGGGAUCGUGGAUCUGCUCCCUGGGAUGCUGGAUCUGCUCCUUGGGGUCCUGGAUCUGCUCCCUGGGAUGCUGGAUCUGCUCCUUGGGGUCCUGGAUCUGCUCCCUGGGAUGCUGGAUCUGCUCCCUGGGGUCCUGGAUCUGCUCCCUGGGAUGCUGGAUCUGCUCCCUGGGAUGCUGGAUCUGCUCCCUGGGAUGCUGGAUCUGCUCCCUGGGGUCCUGGAUCUGCUCCCUGGGAUCUGGAUCUGCUCCCUGGGCUCUGGAUCUGCUCCCUGGGAUCUGGAUCUGCUGAUCCCAGCGGGCUGGGAGCUGGGGCUGGCUCUGUGCCCAGCCUGCUCCCUCUGGAACAGGGCAAUGCCCUGGGAGCUGCUCCUGGGCUGUGCCAAGACCUCCGGGGUGAAUGUUCACUGCUCUCUGGACUGAAUUUAAGCUGUUUUCAGUUGGUUUUCUGUUUGCUUGGCCCAUUAACCCACUUUCCAAGCUGGGUUUGCCCUCCUGGCUCUGUCAGAGCCCUGCAUCCACCUCAGUCCCUCAGAGGUUGGUGACAUUCCCAGCAGGAAGGGUUUUCCUGCCCUGCUGAGCUCUGCAGCCUCCCUUGGAUCCAGCCUGGCUUUGGGAAAGCUGCUGCCUUGCUGGGAGGAGCUGCUGGGGCCACAGGAGAGCCAAGGUGGCACAACUGGCACAGCACAUCAGGGAAUCGCAGGGGCUGCAGCUCCCACCCCUGGAAGAGGCACAAGGACUUAAAUCUUCUUUUUUUGGCAAGUACAGGGGGCCCCAUAAUUCCUGUUUUCUAUGGAAUGAAUCACUCUGAGUUUGUGACCCACUAAAAGAGUGGAACUGUAGAACAUUGGGCAGUGUUCAGUGAGUUUUAAAGGUUGUCUUACCCAGCACCUCUUUCCAGGUUGUCUUUUGGUUUUAAAAGAAUUGUUUUUAAGCUUGGUUAAAAAAAAUUUAGUAAAAUAACGUAUUUAGAGAUUUUUGUACCCUAACAGCUUCUCUAGAAACUGACAGUGGGAUUUUUUAGGAGAUACUUGCUUAAGCUGAACUGCUGUUGGGCAAAGCUGAAUUUGUUGGAAUUUUCUGGAAGUGUUUGGAUGGGAAGGAGAUUUUCUGUGAGGGUGCAGCUCCAGCCUGCUGUGCUGGGGAAGGUGUGGAGCGAAUCAGCUCCAACAUCCCACUCCUGGAGCAAUUCCAGAGCCACAAUUCCCCUUUUUUGUGGCAUUUUGUGGUCACUGCAGGCAGUUGGGGUGUCGUGGAGCAGCCCCUCAGCACAUUCCCCCUGUGAACACAGUCAAAAGGAAAUCCCUGAUUAUUUUGUCUCCCAAAAUUCCAGUAAAACCUUGGCUUUGUACCGGGCAGGGAGGGUCACAAACCUUUCCUGGUGUGGAGAAGCCCCCCAGUCCCAGCCCAGAUGGGGUUGCUGGUCCCAGUACUGGUUCUGGUUUUGUACUGGUUGUUCUGGUUCUGUCCUGGUUCCCAGUGCCCAGGUGCUCCUGCCCUUGCUGCAGCAUUCCCAAUUCCCAAAUCCCAAUUCUCAAAUCCCAUUUUUCUCCCCCUUGUGCUCCAGCUGCACCAUGCUGAGGUCACAGCCAGCAGGGUGAUUCUGCCAGAGGGGUUUUUAUGAUUUUCUGUUUGUUUUUGAAUCUACUGGUUAGAUUUGCAGUCCUAAGAGAGAAGGAUUUUUAAAGCUUUUUUUUUUUUUUUUUUGUCCACGCUGGGAUCCUGCUGGAUCCUAAACACUGGGAAAGCCAAGAAUUCCUCUAACAGUAUUUUCUAUGCUAUUAAUUGACUAAAAAACAAAUGUUUUCUAUAGAGAAUCUAUUUACAAAAUGAGCAUUUUAGUGAUGAAAACCUGAAUGUAUGGCAGGCUGUGGAUGUGAGGAAUGAGAGCAGAAAGGAUUUAUGUGCCUCUGUAUUUUUGUAUUUGCUUCCAAUAAACCAAUGAACCAAA